UAUCUGUUUCCAGUGUCAGGUUUUUCAGGUAAUAUCAUUUUCAUUUUUCUCCGGAUUCUUAAACUUUUCAUCGAUUUUUGUCAAAGCCUUUUAAUUGUUACGGCAAUGAUGAUUAUUAUUCGACGAUGAUUUUUCAAUCGCACGCCAGCAAGUCAAUGAAGCAAUUAUUAUUAUGUUUAUAAAUCAAUAUCGGUAAAAUAUUUACUAGAUCCGAAACACCUGUGUCUGGAUAUAGGUUGGAAAUACAGCUGAUUUCAUUUAAUACGGUGAAAGUAAAGCUGAAAUAUGUCCAGCCUUUUGACAGCUUUCCGUAUUUCUCAAAUGAGGAAAGCUGAGAUUAAAAGAAAGGAGAAAGCGGCUGAAAAAAAGAGGAUGAAAGUGCUACGACGUGAAAGGAAAGAACAACAACAAGCAAGAUUAUACGAAGAAUCACAAAUAGACAAUAACAAUCCCAUAUCUAAUCCAGUGGAUAUACCGGAAGCACAAUACCUGCCACCUGACCAAGAUGGAGAACCAGCUACAAAAAUCUGGACUUUUCUCCUUGAUGAAGAACCAUAUAGCAUCGUAUUCUAUAAAGAUACGCUUGAUGUCUACCUUAACGGAGAGGAAAUGGACUGCUUGAACAAUUUUCCAGACGACGAUGCCAGCGAUGCUACCGUUGAUUUUUGCGUUGGAGCCCACAAAGCUAGGAUUUCUCUACAGAGUGCCGGAUGUAGUAACGCUACAGUAAACCAGAUGCUCACAAUUGACGGUAUACCUGUUCCGGAGUAGAAAUGAAUCAUCAUCCGGAAUGAAAUGGCCAGCUGUGAUAUACACAGAUAUUUUUUUUUACAUAUGACACGAAUUUUCUCUAAAUUCAGACAUUGUAUUUGAUAGAAAUUAUUAUAAAGGAAGACAUUCUGACCUUCUUUUAGGCUGAUAACAAUGUCUUCAGAUUUGAAGACCAAAUGGUUAUGUGAAUUCAAUUUAUACAGUGAUAAUUGAGUAUUAGCAUGCAAUUUUUACUGCAUUAUUCGUAUCCCUAUUUCAAAAUUAAGGAAAAGGACGAUAUUUAAAAACUAAAAUAGUUUAUUAAAUAAUUUUGAGAUUCUUUUUAAGACCAUUUUUGGUCAGGAAAACAGAAGAAAUUUUAUUAUUUGACUUGUGCUUUUGAAGUACAGAAAUUUGUAUUCAAUAUCUGAGGCAAGUAAUACUCAGGAAGAUUCUUUUUUUUUCUGGAUAGACGAGGCAGACAAGUUAUGAUACUUACGUAUGAAUGACUUUGUAUUUUUUCAUAUUUAUGUACAUUUUAUCUAUCAAUGCACUUGUUAUGAUUACAAAGAUCCCGUCCAAUAUCGAGUGAUAUUCCGACGCAAAUGGUAUUGUCCCGAAAUUUUUCUGUAAUACAACCAUUUUGCCUAUUUUCUUUGCAAAUGCUCAAUUUUAUCAGGCAAUGACAUUCCGCUAACAAGUUAAUAAAAUUGCCUCACUUAAACCGUUCCAUACAAGAAAUGUUCAUAACAUUUAAAAAACUAAAUAUAAUUCGACACUUGAAAGAAUGAAAGUUGAUUUACAACUAAGUUGCAUUUAAUAUAAACUUGUUUGAAUACACUUCAACCAUGUUACAUUGAAAAUAACGAAAUUGAUCAAUUUGUAUUCAUACGUCGUCGUUUAAAGCUUUGUUUUUUAAUAGUUUAUAAAUUCUUCUGAAAUUUGAAUGCUAUGACAAUUUGGUAUGAUAGAAGGCCGGUACCAAUAUUUUAGAGUUUUCCUGAUUUUUAUGGAAUACGAAAAUCAUGAUUCAAACAUUCAACUCUUGCUCUCUUUGCAUUUUAUGUUGUUGGGUUGCUGUCUCGUUGACUUGUACCCCACACCCCGUGAUACAAAGAAUCAGCUAUCAGACGCGUUAUAAAUUAACUGCAAAUUCUAAAUAAGUAAACUUGUCCAAAUCUUUGAUUAAACAUUUAAUACACCGUUAAAAUAAUUCAAAUUUCCUUCGAUUUUUCAUCAGGAACCUUGAAAUAAAGAAAUACAAGACAAUAUGUUAUAUUCGUAGUUUUGCUUUAAAUAUCACCGGAACAAUGCCAUGGCUUUGGAAUAUUUUUCGGUAUAAGUUAUCCUCAAUCAUAACAUAGUAUAUACAAUAGGGUUUUGUAUUUAUAUAACUUAAAGAUAUCUUUUUAGAAAUUGUCUGUUAUAUUGUUAUGUUUAUAUAUCAUGUUAUAGCAAAAACCAUAUAUGUGAUUUAAUUUGUCGUAUUUAAUGUUGUCGAAAUGUGUGUUAUUGUAGAAAUUCAAAGUAUUCUUAAACCGUGUUAAUUUUUUAUUGUUUCAACUGCUGUUUUUUGUAAUAAUGCUAUUGUCUGUUGUUGCUGAUUUAUGUUUUAAAAUAAGAAAUAUGUUUAAUUUCUAGUUUUAUUGUUAGAUAAUGCUUAUAUUUUUUAAAUGAUUCUAUUUUUGUAAAGAAAAUGUUUAGAUAAAAUUUUAAACUUACAUUUUGUUUAUGUUUAAUGUUAAUUAAGUUUUUAUUUAUGUUAUAAUGAUAUCUUAAUAAUGCUAAUUGUCCUCAUCCGUUAGAUUAUUUUGCAGUGAAAAUUAGUAUGUGUCCACCAGAAUGCCCAUUUUGUAAUUUUUCACCAAAUUUAAAAACUAUAUUAAAUAUUUAACGAAAAUCUGUUAUUUAAUGAUGAUAUGAAACCACCGUGCUUUUAGACACCAAAUUAAUAUGACAUCGUUUUUUUUUGAAAACUACAAAUUUUGUGAUUGGUGAAUCUAAAUAGGAUAUGAUUCACAAUCGUCAAUCUUCGAUCAGAUCUUUUUAAAGAUUAACCAAAGCUUUGUAUGUGCAUGUUGAAGGAUUUUUAGUUGAUCGUUGGACUUUUUUUGUGUUUGUAGAAUUUUAAAAGUUUAUAAGUUAUUCAAAUAAAACUAACACCAACUGAAGAUGUUAGCACUAAUAUGCAAAAGUUUUUCAACGUUCAUACACAGUAUUUCGAAAUCAUCUUGGACAACCUUUCCCUUACUUUAAAAGAGAACAAUUGAAUGGAGCUGUAUGUCAGUUUAUAAAUUUAAAUGAAAAAAAGAUCAAAUAGAAAUAGAAGAACCACGUAUACAUUUGAAAAAAUAAAACCCCUUUUCAUGGCCUCAAUCUAACAUAGAUAUCCGCCCCUUUCCACCUGAAUUGUGUUUAAGGUUAAUGCAGCCAUAUGCAAACAAAAAUAAUCCAUUUCACAGUAAAAUGGAAUAAAAAAAAAUUGAUCAAAAUAUUGCAAUAAUCAAUUCAUACAUUUUAAAAGUUUCAUUAGUUUGUAAAGACUUAUUAUAAUUUUAAUUGCACAGAUAAAAAUGUACCAUUGUCAACAUUUUGGAAACGGAACCACAUAAACUAGAUCUGCGGUCAAUGAUUAUGGAUCUCCCUUGUUUAUACGUUUCUUGUUAAAACUUAUCGUCACUUAUGGAUUUUGUGAACUGUGUUAAAUUUCAUAUUUAUAUUUGCUGAACGUUUACGAAAGGCGUUAUUAUGUAGCGCAUGAUACUGCAUAUAUAUGUUAUGUUAGUAAAUAUAUGUAACAAAAAGUAUUGACAAUUUAGUUAUUAAAAUGCUCUUUGUUAAA
Messenger RNA from Mytilus californianus (California mussel), 3592 nucleotides. RefSeq names its product fas apoptotic inhibitory molecule 1-like. The record is from RefSeq and is a predicted model, not a curated record. Bases 286 to 771 code for a protein of 161 amino acids. Gene Ontology annotation, biological process: negative regulation of apoptotic process. The transcript has 4 exons. NCBI's taxonomy places the organism in Eukaryota, Metazoa, Mollusca, Bivalvia, Mytilida, Mytilidae.